CAUAGAUCCAGCAAAAUACUCGAACAACAAAACAAAAGUUAAAAAGACAUGAAACAACAACAUUACUUGGUCGUCGUCUUCUUUGUCCUUUUCAGCUUUCUCCUGUUUGUGAAUCUGAGUGAAGGAAGAUCAGGAGGAGUUGCAGAAGAAUAUUGGAAGAAGAUGAUGAAGGAUGAGCCAUUACCUGAACCAAUCAAAGAUCUUCUCAACAAUCCAUUUAGGACAGGACAAGAGAGGUUCGUCAAAGAUUUUAACACCAAGUCUAUCGUCAUCAUCUACCACAAUCCUAAUGUAUAAUCAAUUAAAAUCAUAUAAUUUGGCUCUGCGUUUAUGUAUGCAUCAGUUUACACAUGCACCAUAUAAGUGUGUAUUAAUUAAGCAAAUAACACAUGCUUGAGUUGUUGUAGACUUAUACAGUUAUACUUACUAUAGUUUAUAGUGAAGAAAUGUUAACCCUAUGCUUCAGACGUUGUUUGUUUGAUAUAUCAAAAACCAAUCUACUGUUUGUAUUUUUUCUCUCUUUUUCCUAUAUUUUGUGAAGUUUGUGUAAUUAAUAUUCUUCUAACAUUGAAGUUUAUUUAAUUCUAUUCUUGAAACAUAAAAGAAUAUUAUAUUCAAUUUAAGAUUUGUAAUGAUUUGAUACAAUUGUGAUAUCGUGAUAUCGUGUCAAGAGUCUAAUAUCAAUCAAAAUAAGUCAUCCUUAAAGUUACAAAGUAAAAAAACAAUAGUGUAUUUCAUAAAUGUUAAUAACGUGGACACCAGUCACACCACCAACGGUUAGUGAUAUCGUGUCAAGAGUCAAAAUCAAUAAAAACAAGUCAAUCUUAAAGUUACAAAGUAAAAAAAAAACAA
Messenger RNA from Brassica rapa (field mustard), 852 nucleotides. RefSeq lists its product as uncharacterized. The record is from RefSeq and is a predicted model, not a curated record. NCBI's taxonomy places the organism in Eukaryota, Viridiplantae, Streptophyta, Magnoliopsida, Brassicales, Brassicaceae.